AUGGCAAAGAAACAUGAACUCUUUCUUCUAGCCAUGCUUCUUCUCAUGAUGGUAAGCCCCCGAAGUUGUGGACGUGUUGCAGCCAAUAACUCUUCCUCCUCUGGGCUGGUCUCUGAUGGGGAUGGAGAGGUUCAGCAGCCAGCUUUUAUUGUUUUUGAGGAGUGGGCUUCGUCAUAUAGCUGUAACCAGACAUAUGGGUUCAUGCCAUGCACCGCCACUGUGCCUGGAAACAUACUCCUUAUCCUUGUAUACGUUUCCUUGAUGUUGUUUGCAGCCAAGCUUUUAUAUGAUGGAAGUGAGAUUCUGGUGGAACUUCUUAGUCCUGGAAUUGCUGGUGCUGUUUUUCUGCCUCUGCUCAGCUCGCUUCUUGAUGCUAUUAUCAACAUUGCAUCCAGACUAUGUGGAAACGGAGAAACUGCUCAAAAUCAGGUGUCCGCUGGGCUCGGUUUGCUAACUGGAUCAACUGCCAUCCUGCUAACAUUGCUAGGAGGAUGCUGCAUCAUAGUUGAUAAAUGUGACCCUGAAAACUCAAGGGAAAAAGCUUCAGAGGAAACUGCCAGAGGAUUCAGCUUAGCUGGUUCAGCUAUCAGUACUGAUAUCAGGGCUAGCUAUACUGCUAGGAUCAUGGUUAUAUCUGUUAUGCCAUUCAUAAUAGUCCAACUAGCACAAGUUCUCCACACAUCUUCACAAAUUUGCUUCGCGAUCUUUAUUUCACUCAUUAUCUCUGUUUCUUUAUUGCUUGCAUAUUGCCUUCAUCAGGUCUUUCACCCUUCGAUUCUGAGAAGAAAGCUUGCAUAUGCAAAGCAGAUGCAUAUGACAUCAAGAAUUGUAAAACAAUUGAAAUACAGUCCAUUGGAGAGGCUUUUGACAACUAAUGGUGAACCUGAUAUGGAAGUGAUCAGAAUGCUAUUUAAGAUGAUUGAUGGGAAUUCAGAUCAGUUGCUCUCGACUAGUGAGAUAAGAGCACUGAUAACAGGAAUCCAGAUUAAAGACAAAGAUUCAGAUAUUGAUGAUACUGUUGGAGAUAUUAUGAGAGAUGUCCAUGCUUGUGGGGAUGCUAAGAUUAAUAUAGAGGCAUUUACCAAAGGAAUCUCAAAAUGGCUUAAUAAGGCUAAGAAUUCUGCAGUUUGUUCCAGUUACAAUCAUAUGAAGACAAGACUAGUUGUAGACCACUUCAAUUUGGUGUCAAACAAAGAGCAUGAACAGCUGGGUAUUCAGAGUGAUGAGGUUGUGAAGAUUGAAAGCCCCAAAUGGAGUGCCUGUAAAGCAGUAGUGAUGUUGCUUUUGGGAUCUCUGAUAGCUGCUACAUUUGCUGGUCCUCUUGUCAAUGCUGUAGGCAAGUUCUCCACUGCUACUAACAUUCCUUCUUUCUUUGUCUCAUUUCUUGUUCUGCCUUUCGCUAGCUUCAGUGAGGCAGUGUCAGCCCAAAACUUUGCCAGCCAAAAGAAGUUGAGAAUUGCUUCUUUAACAUUUUCAAAGAUUUAUGGGGCAAUGAGCAUGAACAACUUCCUUUGCAUGUCAGUCUUCUUGGGCCUAGUUUAUUUUCGCCAGUUGACAUGGAACUUCACAUCUGAAGUACUGAUUGUCCUCAUUAUUUGGAGCUUUCUUCCAAAAGAAUAUGGAUGA
This is a messenger RNA of Vitis vinifera (wine grape), 1626 nucleotides long. Its product is annotated as sodium/calcium exchanger NCL. Gene Ontology annotation, molecular function: calcium ion binding; calcium:proton antiporter activity. The transcript is spliced from 7 exons. NCBI's taxonomy places the organism in Eukaryota, Viridiplantae, Streptophyta, Magnoliopsida, Vitales, Vitaceae. The coding region runs from base 1 to 1626 and encodes 541 amino acids. Gene Ontology annotation, biological process: intracellular calcium ion homeostasis; calcium ion transmembrane transport. The record is from RefSeq and is a predicted model, not a curated record. Gene Ontology annotation, cellular component: membrane.